AUUCGUCCCUCAUUUGUCACUCUCCUCCAGGCCGUAGUACUUUUUGUCGUCCGAGGAUGCAGCUAGCCAUGGCUGCCCAAGACGAACAGCAGCCGCCGCUGCACAUCCUCUUCUUCCCGUUCCUAGCCCCCGGCCACCUCAUUCCAAUAGCCGACAUGGCCGCGCUCUUCGCCGCCCGUGGCGUCAGGUGCACCAUCCUCACCACGCCCGUCAACGCAGCCAUCAUCUGCUCGGCCGUCGACCAUGCCAAUGACGCCUUCGCUGGCCCGGCCAUUGAUAUCUCCGUCGUGCCGUUUCCUGACGUCGGGCUCCCGCCGGGCGUCGAGAACGGCAUGGCCCUUACAUCCCAGGGCGACCGCGACAAGUUCGCUCAAGCGGUGCAGCUGCUCCGCGAGCCCUUCGAACAGUUCUUGGUUCACAACCACCCCGAUGCGGUCGUGACCGGCAGCUACUUCCACUGGUCCGUCGACGCUGCCGCGGAGCACGGUGUCCCACGCCUCACCUUCCUCGGUAGCAGCAUGUUCGCGCGGUCCUGCAGCGAGAGCAUGCUGCGCAACAACCCAUUGGCGACUGGCCCCGACGACCCCGACGCGCUCGUUUCCCUGCCGGGGCUGCCGCACCGUGUCGAGCUGAGGCGGAGCCAAAUGAUGGACCCCGUGAAGCAGGCGGACCACUGGGCAUUCUUCCAGAGCGUGAACGCCGCGGACCAGAGGAGCUUCGGCGAGGUUUUUAAUAGCUUCCAUGAGCUGGAGCCGGACUACGUCGAGCACUACCACACGACCCUUGGCCGCCGCGCGUGGCUCGUCGGGCCGGUAGCACUCGCCAGCAAGGACAUGGCUGGGAGAGGCACCGACGCGCUCUCGCCGGACUCGGACAACUGCCUUGGGUGGCUGAACACGAAGCCCACCGGCUCGGUGGUGUACGUCUCCUUCGGCACGCUGAUCAGGUUCUCGCCGGCGGAGCUGCACCAGCUCGGUGGGUCUUCGUACAAUGAUGUUGGCCAGUUGAUGGACGAGUUGACGGCCCGCCUGAGUUCCAUGAAGGUUGGCGAAAUGUAAAAAAAGCUUGGAUUGGCAUAUCUGACAAACAUUCGCCACAAGAGAUGACAUUUGGGAACGUUCGUCUGGCAGUUUCAGUGUAUUUGAUGAACCUGGGUGGCUUUUUAAAAUCUGCCAUGUCAUUUCUUUAAUGUCGAGUGCAGAAAAGUCAUCCAAACUGCACCGUAGAGUCAAGAUCGUAUGACAGUUACGGCGUUCGCAGACAGU
Molecule: messenger RNA, 1265 nt
Organism: Triticum aestivum (bread wheat)
Lineage: Eukaryota; Viridiplantae; Streptophyta; Magnoliopsida; Poales; Poaceae
Product: anthocyanin 3'-O-beta-glucosyltransferase-like
Exons: 1
Coding region: 57-1058 (333 amino acids)
Molecular function (GO): UDP-glucosyltransferase activity
Source: RefSeq, a predicted model, not a curated record